GACACAGUCCCCGAAGGUGGAUAUGGCUGGGUAUGUGUGGCCUGUAUCUUUCUCAUUAAUGCUCACACUUGGGGCAUCAAUAGUGCCUUCGGAGUCAUCCUGUCCUUCUAUCUCUCCCACAAUGUUUUCCCUGGCACCUCCGCUCUGGCCUACGCAUUUGUCAGUGGCCUCAGCAUUUCCAUCGCUCUGCUGAUUGCGCCGGUUAUCACCUCGAUCUCCUCACGUCUCUCGACGCGUUAUAUCCUCCUAGCUGGCAUUAUCUUUGAAACUGCUUCGAUGAUCGGCGCGUCAUUUGCCACCCAGAGUUGGCAGCUGUUCCUCAGUCAAGGUAUAUGCUUCGGGCUCGGAAUGGGCACGCUAUUCAUAAGCACCGUGGGAAUCCCAAAUCAAUGGUUCAAGAAGCGACGUGGGAUUGCGAAUGGGAUUGUGGCUGCGGGCUCGGGAACAGGGGGGCUCAUCUACUCGCUAGCCACGAACAGCAUGAUUGAGCAGCUCGGACUACGCUGGUCCUUUCGGAUUCUGGCCAUCAUUGCAUUUACAGUCAAUCUUGGUUGCGGCAUGCUUAUUCGGGAACGACGUAUCCAUCCGAAAGCGAGUGGUGAUAAACCGCCAUUCCGUGCUACCUCGCUUGUCUUUCAGCCGCGCUUCAUCCUCUUCCUAGGCUGGGGCUUCUUCAGUGUCUUGGGCUACAUCGCUCUACUCUUCAGCCUUGCCAGCUAUGCAACGCAAGCAGUUGGGCUCAGUGCCAACACGGGCAGUCUGGCUAGCGCGCUUCUGAACCUGGGACAAGCGCUCGGUCGACCCUUAAUCGGGGUACUCAGCGAUCGGUUCGGCCGAAUUCGGAUCGCCGCUCUGGCGUCCGGCCUGUGCGGUCUACUGUGCCUGGUAUUCUGGCCCUUCGCGUCAGGCUCCGCAUCGCUGUUCGCCUUCUCGAUCAUGGGAGGCUUGGGGGCUGGGACGUUAUGGGCGUCGGCGGCGGCGAUCGCGGCUGAGUUGGUGGAGCUUCCCGCGGUCCCGGGCGCCUUAUCCGUUCUCUGGCUGGCGCUGGUCGCUCCUGGGACUGUGGCCGAGGCUAUCGCACUGCAGCUGAGGACUCCAGGUAGUGUUUGUAGUCCGUUCUUCCCAGUGCAGAUGUUUACUGGUGGUGUUUAUCUUUUGGCGGCUGGGUGCUUGGGUCUUGUC
Molecule: messenger RNA, 1182 nt
Organism: Aspergillus homomorphus CBS 101889
Lineage: Eukaryota; Fungi; Ascomycota; Eurotiomycetes; Eurotiales; Aspergillaceae
Product: MFS general substrate transporter
Exons: 2
Biological process (GO): transmembrane transport
Molecular function (GO): transmembrane transporter activity
Source: RefSeq, a predicted model, not a curated record